Molecule: messenger RNA, 297 nt
Organism: Saccharomyces mikatae IFO 1815
Lineage: Eukaryota; Fungi; Ascomycota; Saccharomycetes; Saccharomycetales; Saccharomycetaceae
Gene: MRP35
Product: mitochondrial 54S ribosomal protein bL35m
Exons: 1
Coding region: 1-297 (98 amino acids)
Biological process (GO): translation
Cellular component (GO): large ribosomal subunit; ribosome
Molecular function (GO): structural constituent of ribosome
Source: RefSeq, a predicted model, not a curated record
AUGUCUAUGUUUAGUAUAUUCAAUCCCCUACUAAAAGGUUCCAAUAAUUUCAAAGCAAGGUUCCACGGUUUUCUAUUCAAUAAUGUUUCUACAGUAACAAUAAGAACUCUAAUGAAAACUCAUAAAGGUACAGCAAAGAGGUGGAGGCGCACUGGUAACACUUUUAAAAGAGGCAUUGCUGGAAGGAAGCAUGGUAAUAUAGGCUGGUCCCAUAGAUCUUUGAAAGCUCUAACUGGAAGAAAAACAGCCAAUUCAGCUUAUCUAAAGCAUUUAAAACGGUUACUACCCUAUCAUUGA